CUGCCGGAAGUGACUGAAGGCAAAUCGGCGUUCGCCGAGCCUGGGAGAGUUUAGGGUGGCUGUGCUAGUUGCUGCUGUAGGCUUGCAAGAUGCCAGGUCUGGCGGCCGCAAGCCCUGCCCCGGCUGAGUCACAGGAGAAGAAGCCUCUGAAGCCCUGCUGCGCCUGUCCGGAGACCAAGAAGGCGCGCGAUGCUUGCAUCAUUGAGAAAGGAGAAGAGCACUGUGGACACCUAAUUGAGGCCCACAAGGAAUGCAUGAGAGCCCUAGGAUUUAAGAUAUGAAAUGGUGGUUUACUCUGUGAAUGAAUAAUUCCUGAAGAAUGAAGAAGAUUCAAUAAUUUUGAGAAUUUGUGGAACUUUGAUAAAUGGAAAAAGUAUUUAUAACUUAUUUUUAGAAAAAGGAAAUUAUCUCUGGUCAGAAAUCUUCAAGUGUGUCUUUUUGUGUUCCUCACGUCCUCACAUGGCAUUUAUUUUUCUUAAAGGAUAUAGUAUAAAAAAACAUCCUGUAAUAUUAA
Molecule: messenger RNA, 514 nt
Organism: Lynx canadensis (Canada lynx)
Lineage: Eukaryota; Metazoa; Chordata; Mammalia; Carnivora; Felidae
Product: cytochrome c oxidase copper chaperone
Exons: 3
Coding region: 90-281 (63 amino acids)
Biological process (GO): mitochondrial respiratory chain complex IV assembly
Cellular component (GO): mitochondrial intermembrane space
Molecular function (GO): copper ion binding; copper chaperone activity
Source: RefSeq, a predicted model, not a curated record